CACAUAUUGUCAACAAUUCGUAAAGGGUUAAUUUCUGCCUGUGCGUGCGCGAUGGAUGGGCGGGCCGUUCGGCUGUGGGCGGCGCCUCGGGGCGACUAACGUCAAACUCAGUCGCAGUUCUGAUUGGUCAACAGAGAACUGGGCGGCGUCUUCUCCCUACACACACAUCGUGCUUUACAAUAGCGAGUAGAAACGCAGUGGAGAGACGUUAGGCACCGCAGAUAUGCAGGAUGACAACCAGCAAAUAGCGCUUCUCGUGAUCAUUUGACUCGCUUUUAAUCAUUUAACGAAAACUCCGGGAUUACUCUAUUACUUUAUCUGAAUAGAUAUUGUUACCAUUCAAGGAUGCAACGAGGAUAAAAUGAGGAAAAAGUCUUGGAGCUAUAUUAUUUCCGCUGGACGGACACGUUGAUAUUGUGCAUGGUUUGCUCUUGUUUUCAGCAUAUUAAUAUACUAUAGUAAUGCAUAACCAGGGCAUUCAAAUUUAAAGGUUGCUUGUUUUUCGGUACACCUGCCGUUUGAUUACUCGACCGACGACUUGCUGAUGCCAACAACUCCAGAUUGCCUAUAUGGCAGGAUCAUGAAGUUUUUGACGUUUAUCCUUUUACUUCCAGAAACCAUAAAGAGGACUAGAAAGAGUGGCAAACAGCUCAGCAAGUUGCCAGUAUGUUAUGAAAUCGUGAGUUUGUCCUUGAGGAAGAAGAUGGCUGCAGAAUUAUAUCCAGCCAGCAUAAAUACCAACCUCCCAAACAGCAACAGCACCGCCGUAACCACUACCAGCAAAAAGACCAUCGUCCAAGUCACUCAAACGGUGACCACCCCGACCACGACUGCCACUCAGCAGAACAUCAACAAUAAUAACGUAGAGACAGCCAGCUGGCAGUCCACUCAUCCGACACUGCGUGAGAGGAAUGCUUUGAUGUUUAAUAACGAACUUAUGGCAGAUGUUCAUUUUGUUGUGGGUCCUCCUGGUGCAUCGGAAAAAGUUCCAGCACAUAAAUAUGUGUUGGCGGUGGGGAGUUCUGUUUUUGGUGCCAUGUUUUACGGUGAUCUUGCUGAAGGAGAUUCAGAGAUCCAUAUUCCUGACGUAGAGCCUGCUGCUUUUUUAAUCCUUUUAAAGUACAUGUACAGUGACGAGAUUGAACUUGAAGCGGACACAGUGCUGGCCACUCUGUACGCUGCCAAAAAAUAUAUUGUGCCUGCGCUGGCUAAGGCCUGUGUCACCUUUCUGGAGACCAGCCUGGAAGCCAAAAACGCCUGUGUGCUGUUGUCGCAAAGUCGGCUGUUCGAGGAGCCUGAGCUGACCCAGAGGUGUUGGGAGGUCAUCGAUGCUCAAGCCGAGCUGGCCCUUCGCUCUGAAGGCUUCUGUGAGAUCGAUCUUCAGACCUUGGAGAUCAUACUGAAGCGUGAGACUCUCAACACCCGGGAGGCGGUAGUCUUCCAGGCCGCUCUUGAAUGGGCCGUGGCCGAAUGCAAAAGGCAGGGACUAGGGCAGACGUCUCUUAAUAAAAGAGCAGUGCUGGGAAAGGCUCUCUACUUGGUUCGCAUCCCAUCCAUGACCCUGGAAGAGUUUGCAAACGGGGCUGCGCAGUCAGACGUUUUAACACUGGAAGAGACUCAUGACAUCUUCCUGUGGUACACCGCAGCCAAUAAACCCAAGCUGGAAUUCCCGCUGCAAAAAAGAAAGGGCCUGACACCACAACGCUGCCAUCGUUUUCAGUCCUCGGCUUACCGUAGCAACCAGUGGCGGUAUCGCGGACGUUGCGACAGCAUCCAGUUUGCUGUGGACAAGAGGAUCUUCAUUGCUGGACUCGGUUUAUACGGAUCCAGUGGCGGAAAGGCAGAGUACAGUGUCAAAAUUGAACUCAAGCGCCAAGGAGUGACCCUGGCCCAGAACGUGACUAAAUUUGUUUCAGAUGGAUCCAGCAACACCUUCUCUGUAUGGUUUGAACAUCCUGUCCAAGUGGAACAGGAUGCCUUUUACACAGUCAGUGCCGUGUUGGAUGGAAAUGAGCUUAGUUACUUUGGACAGGAGGGUAUGACAGAAGUGCAAUGUGGAAAGGUGACCUUUCAGUUUCAGUGUUCUUCAGACAGUACCAAUGGGACCGGAGUACAAGGGGGUCAGAUUCCAGAACUGGUUUUCUAUGCCUGAAGUCCUCAGGAUGUCUGCAUUGCAGUGCAUUUCGCUUACUGGAUUUAGAUGGAUUGAAUAAAGGAGAAUACAGGGUCUCAUGGGGCUCGUGCCUUUAUAAUGUAGCAGUGAGAAACUCUAUUGUAAUGACUCUUCAAUACCACAACAGAUCCAGAUUCGGAUUGAAGGAAUGUUCUUCAACUUUAUUUAUUGCAAAAUAUAUAUAAAUAUAUAUUUGAUUUAAUUAUUGAUGCUAUGAACACGAUAGUUGUACUGAUCUACUAGUGGACAGAAGCCACUAAUAUUUCAUGUUUUGUAACUUGAGGUUAUUUUUUCAGCUUGAUGCUGAUAGACAAAUAAAGUGUCUUGUAUUAGUGAUAAGCUUCCCAAACUGCAGAUUAUAAAUGUUUUUUGACUCAA
Messenger RNA from Paramisgurnus dabryanus, 2551 nucleotides. RefSeq names its product BTB (POZ) domain containing 6b (gene btbd6b). Gene Ontology annotation, molecular function: protein binding. NCBI's taxonomy places the organism in Eukaryota, Metazoa, Chordata, Actinopteri, Cypriniformes, Cobitidae. Gene Ontology annotation, biological process: neurogenesis. Gene Ontology annotation, cellular component: cytosol. The record is from RefSeq and is a predicted model, not a curated record.